Molecule: messenger RNA, 727 nt
Organism: Phyllostomus hastatus (greater spear-nosed bat)
Lineage: Eukaryota; Metazoa; Chordata; Mammalia; Chiroptera; Phyllostomidae
Exons: 3
Coding region: 65-727 (220 amino acids)
Source: RefSeq, a predicted model, not a curated record
CUCCCUUGGCUGCUUCCUCCUGUUCCUCCUGGUGGGUCGGGCCUGCCCAGAAUGAGGACAUUCCAUGGGACAGCUGUGCAGAGCAUGGUCAGCUGCUGAAGUUGGGACUCUGCCUUUUGGAAAGUUGUUCUUUUCAGAGGCCAGAGAAGCAAGAGGAGUCAGUGGGCAGGAGACCUGGCCCACUCUCCCUCCUCCCAUGCUUGGGCCACUUUUGACUCUUCCCUUUCUGCACUGGAGGCCAGAAGUUCAACUGAGUAUCCCUUGGUCAAAAUCGAAGUGUUGGCAGGGCUGUGCCAGCUCCAGAGGCUCCAGGAGAGAUUCUGUUCCUGAAUCUUCUAGAUUCUGGCAGCUGCUGGCAUUCCUUGGCUUGUGGCUGCAUCACUUCAGUCUUCAAGAGGAUGCUAUGGAAGGAAGCAAGUCAUUACUUGGAAACUGGAAAAUAAAGGUCAUCAAGCAUUUAAUGAGUGUUUUCAUAAAGGGAAGCUGGACACAUGUUUGCGACGGUACCGAGAUGCCUGUCGGAGGGCCCAGUGGAGGGCCCCACGGGACUGAGCACCUGGUGCCCUGUGCCAUCGUUGGUUCAAUCACAUCCUCGUACUGGUUUUCCUUCCUCUCAUCUUUCCCUCCCCAUAUCCUGCUGUCUUGUUCUCUGGGAUUCUCAAAUAAAUCACUGUGUACAGACUUUGAUCUCAGGCUCUGCUUUGUGGGGGAACCCCGGCUGGGAUAG